AACAACAGAACAAAGUUGUCAAAGUUUGAAAUGAAAUUUGUAACUGCCGUUGGCGAUAUAAAGUGAUUUGUUAAUUGUCAUUGUGGUUUUAUUCUCGAAUUAGUUAUAACUGUUAUACCAUCUAAGUAAACAAUAAUUUAUUAUGAUCCCUACAAGAUUUGUCCUGGGGCAGGCUCCCCGAAAAUCAAGAAUGGAAGGGCGACAAUCGUUCUUGCCCCGUCGCCUUGGUUCUACCGACCGUCUAUCGGAUUCCCGGCGGCCGAGCGCCACGGGGCCGCGGUCCAACAGCGCCGAGCCCGGGCGCGCCUCGGUCGCAGUCAGCAGGCACAGUCGCGAGGCUUCGGCUACCAAGCUGCCUGUAAAUAGGCGGUCCCGUUCCCAACAAGGAGACUCCCGCUAUGGCCAGCCUGCUACUACUCCACUCCGAAACAACCAAUACCUCAGGCCAACUACUACACCUGUGCGCACCCCAUCAGGAGACAGAUCCCGUGGCUGGGAAGCAUCUCUCGAUAGGGCUCUAGCUUGUGUAACUGUCAAGGAUCAAAGACCAAUCGCAAACAUAGCAUGGCAGCGCGCCGAGCUCGCCCGCGUGCAGACGGCGCUCGCUGCCCGCGGGGACUCGGGCGCGACCCUCAUACGGCCGCUCACUAUCGCGCGCUUCGUGGACGUCGCCGGGGCGCUGCUCGCAAACAUCACGGGCGACGACAAGCUCAACAACGACAACUAUGUCACUAAGCUGCCACACAUGUGCAAGCGCCUGCUGUACCCGGGCACGGUGUCGAAGUCCUGGCUAAAGGCCGUCAACACGCUGCAUGCCUUCCCCCAGGCGUUGGCGCUCAUCGCUUACCUGCUGGACUUGCUGCGGCGGAUCGAAACGCCAGUGAGCGACGAAUGGUUGUACGUGGACAACGACGAGCUGAGUCAAUUGCGGCGCGAGUACCUCCGCAAAUGCUUCAUCAGGUUCCAAACACCGGAUCCCCAAUUCGACGAUAUAGAAGAGGAGCACCUGCAACAACUGAAACAGCUGCUCGGCGUCGAUGAUGAGAAAAUACGAGAAUUGCAAGACGCUAUCAAACAACAAGAGCAAGCCCUAUCCGAGGAAAUGGAAUCAUCAGCCUGCGCCCGAGCCAGCGAAGCGAGUCGAGUCGCGCGCCGCGACGCACUUGUGCAGGCGCUGCGAGCCAGCCGCAUGAAUGUACAGAAUUCGCGAGCCAUGCUGGACGCGGCUAAAUCUGAGGCCAGGGAUAAGGCCAAUGAGAUUAAGGCUGUGGACGUCGAAAUUACUCGUGCCACUGCCGAAACCGCGCAACUGAGAAAAGAGUUGGAGUCUCAGUCCAUGUCGGUGGAGGAGCGAGGCCGACUGUUGGACGAGGUGGACUACGCGGCACGAGUGUACGAGUCCAAGAGAGUUCUGGCCGAUCAAAUUGCUAAGAUGGUACACAACAGAGAAACGGAGUUGGCUCUGUGGCAAAAGAAAACUCUGGACAGUUGUGUGGAAUACAAGCAGGGGCUUAUCCAUCUCAGCGCGCAGUUCCCGCAGCUGGUCGCGUUGGCCAUCGACGAAACCAAGCUAAUGGAGCCGUCCAGUUUGUCAGCAGCUAGCUCGGCCCUAGAAGCCCUGAAACAGCUGUCCAGCCAGCUCGCACAGCGCCGAGCCCAGCUGGCCAGGACGCGCUCCAACCUCGUCAUGCAGCGCCAGGCUAAACUGGAAGAAGCCCGAGUCGCCAUAGCGGACUUAAAAACUAAAAUCCUCGCAGCGGAACAAGCUCGCGAGGCCGACACAACCGCCGGGGCCGCUGAAGAGGCCGCCGCGGACGAAUACGAGGCCGAAGCCACCGCCAAGCUGCAGGCUUACAAGGAAAAAGAUGAAGAGUUCCGGAAAAUCCAUGAGGAAUUGGUGUUCUGGACGAAACAGGAUGAAGCUUGGAAGGCGAAGUUGUCAGCCAUGCACGAAUACAUCCGCUCGCUGAAGGAGAACAUGCCCACAAUGUUGCAGGAGGCCUACAAAAAGAGGGCCGAGCUGGUGGCCGAGAGCCUCGCACAGUGGAAAAACACCGCCGGCCUCCCUGAAUAAUCUAUGUUGUGUGUAGCCUUAGUUAUGUGUAGGGUCAGGAAACAGUGGCUCAGCACGAACAGUGGCUCAGUCGCCACAAUAUCGCCUCUAUCAU
Molecule: messenger RNA, 2168 nt
Organism: Cydia strobilella
Lineage: Eukaryota; Metazoa; Arthropoda; Insecta; Lepidoptera; Tortricidae
Gene: Ndc80
Product: kinesin-like protein KIF20B
Exons: 14
Coding region: 143-2074 (643 amino acids)
Biological process (GO): attachment of mitotic spindle microtubules to kinetochore
Cellular component (GO): Ndc80 complex
Source: RefSeq, a predicted model, not a curated record